GUACAUUAAAUGUCAUGUAUGUAUGUUAUUGACGUGACACUUGCCGAUAACUGAAGGUCAGACGUUAAUCAACACUUUUGCAAUUAAGCUGUCAAAGCUGUCAAAAGUUUUCAGAUUGUCGUCAGCAUUAAUACGUCUUGGGUUGGGGUCAAAAAUUGAGCAGAAAAUAUGUUGGCGAAUAAUUACCAGAAUUCGGAGCCGAGCUGUAGUGAUGAAGAGACGAAUGAAGUGGAAUUGGAGGAACAGUUUAUUAUACGUUUUCCCGAAGAUAUUGCUAAAAGUAUACAUGAAGCAAUUACUGCUGGAAAAGUGAGCAAUAAACUGUCAUUACAUUUAGAUCUUGACUUUCGUUCGGCCAUCGUCUUUGCGAACAACGAGAUUUUACAGGGAAAAUUGGUGCGAUUACCGACAAUUGUCGAUAGCUAUAAGACAACCGAUAAUGUGAAUUUCUAUAAGGUGGCCAACAUAAGUGAAAUGUUGAUCUGCAAUCGCGAGACAACGCAGCCUAGCAAGGAGGUAAGAAUCGCCGGAGUGGAGCAUAUUGACGAGGAGAACGUUUUGCCACAUGGCCUCACACCGCCGACAAGAAAUAUUCGUAAACGUUAUCGCAAACAUCACAAGAAGAAGUCGAAGAGCAACAAGCUAUCAGAGCAGGAGACUCUUCACAUGGUCAAGCGAUUGAUACGUGCCGAUAAGGCAGCUAUAAAUGUCGACUUACAUUUUAGUUCCGACAAUGGCGAUUCGGAUGAAGAAGAAUCCGAAAAUGACUUUCAAGAAGUUAACACAGCAUAAAUAAUAACUCACA
Drosophila sulfurigaster albostrigata is the source of this 805-nucleotide messenger RNA. RefSeq names its product transcription initiation factor TFIID subunit 7-like. Gene Ontology annotation, biological process: RNA polymerase II preinitiation complex assembly; transcription initiation at RNA polymerase II promoter. The transcript is spliced from 2 exons. Gene Ontology annotation, molecular function: RNA polymerase II general transcription initiation factor activity. Gene Ontology annotation, cellular component: transcription factor TFIID complex. The record is from RefSeq and is a predicted model, not a curated record. The coding region runs from base 169 to 792 and encodes 207 amino acids. Lineage: Eukaryota; Metazoa; Arthropoda; Insecta; Diptera; Drosophilidae.